UAUAGGUAUGUAGGGGAGAAGUGGCAUGAAAGAGCCAGGUUUUGAAAGAGCCACUUGCAUUAAUUCGGUGGUUUAGGAACGAAUUUGGUGGGUGAUCUUAUUUUAAGGUGGCAGCACUGAUUUCCCGCCACUCACAAAGAUUUGACAGUUGGCUAGUGAUAACAGGCGGCGGUACAUCGAGUCAACAUUUUUGGCAUCCAAAAGUAAGUAUUUUGCUCUAUCUAAGUAGUUUUUUGGCAUUUGAUUGUAAACAAAUAUAAGUAUGUGGAUUGUAGAUUCAGUUUGUGCAUAUAAUUGGCCUUGCAACUGCGUAAACACUAAGCGACAAAAGGUUUUAUAUUGCUGUUAUUUUGAAGAUACUGCAUUAUGGAGAAGGCUGGCUCAAAAAAACGAAAAAGACCCGAAAAAUCGGUAAUUGAAGAAGCAGUCAGUGAAGUUUUGGAGAAAGGUCAGUCCAUAAACAGAACUGCACUUGCCUUAAACAUAUCGAGGGCUUACUUAGCUAAAAUCGUUAAAAAAGUAAAGACGUCUGGCGAUUCAUCAUAUGAACACUGA
Messenger RNA from Acanthoscelides obtectus, 555 nucleotides. Lineage: Eukaryota; Metazoa; Arthropoda; Insecta; Coleoptera; Chrysomelidae. The record is from the annotation of a GenBank genome assembly.